Molecule: messenger RNA, 1882 nt
Organism: Liolophura sinensis
Lineage: Eukaryota; Metazoa; Mollusca; Polyplacophora; Chitonida; Chitonidae
Product: deoxyribodipyrimidine photo-lyase-like
Exons: 10
Coding region: 149-1861 (570 amino acids)
Biological process (GO): photoreactive repair
Molecular function (GO): deoxyribodipyrimidine photo-lyase activity
Source: RefSeq, a predicted model, not a curated record
UUCUUGUACUACAGUGUUUACUUGUCGCCCAGAAAACGGUACUUUUGAGAGGUAAUAGGAGGACAUUGAGAAUUACGCAACACCGGUGUACGUGUACUCAGAAUACCAUAGACAUAACUUGAGGCAUAGUUUUGGUGGGUAGGGUUUCAUGAGUAUUCUCUAUGCUUUGUUUUCAUCAAGUGUGAACUUUUCAAGCCAUUUAAUCAGAGCAAGUCGCUUAUCUACACAUAGCUUUCUUUCAAAAGACGCAAGAGCUGUCUGCACAAUGCCAACCAAUGAGAGGAGUAAAAAACAGACAGGCAGUAAAAAGCGAAAAGCUGAGCCAAGAGUCGAUGGUCAAUCCCCUCCUAAAAAGAUAGCGCCCACUUCGUCAGAUAAAGAAACAAGCAACCCUUCUGAAAACUUGGUGAAAAAGAUUGAAGAGGCACGGAAAAAUGUUGCCCGAUCCAUCGCUGAUUUCAAAUUCAACAAGAAGCGCGUGAGGAUGUUGUCGGAGGCAGUGGAAUUUGAAGAAGACAAUGGAGCUGUUGUCUACUGGAUGUCACGUGAUCAACGUGUACAGGGGUAUUCUUUGUUCUGUUUUAUGGCAGAUAACUGGGCCUUCCUCUACGCUCAGAGACUUGCCCUCAAAAUGGAGGUUCCCUUACACGUGUGUUUCUGCUUGGUUUCCGAAGUUUCUGAAGCAACUAUUCGACACUUCGGCUUCAUGUUGAAAGGCCUACAAGAAGUUGAGCAGGAAUGCCAACGGCUUGACAUUCAGUUUCAUCUCCUGAUUGGCUAUGCUCAGGAUGUCCUGCCGGACUUUGUAGUCAGUCACAAGAUUAUGGGCGUGGUCACAGAUUUCAGCCCCCUGAGGGUUCCCAUGGAGUGGGUGGAGAAUGUGAGGAAGAACCUGCCAAAGACUGUUCCGUUUUGUCAGGUUGAUGCGCACAAUAUAGUGCCCUGCUGGGAGGCCUCACCUAAACUGGAGUACGGAGCCAGGACCAUCAGGAAGAAAAUUCACGACCAGUUGUCUGGUUAUCUGACAGGCUUCCCUCCAGUUUGCAAGCAUCCCUACAAGGCAGAGUUCAAAGCUGAGCCCAUUGACUGGGAAGCUGCAGAGGCAAGUCUAGAAGUGGACCGAUCCGUUACUGAGGUGGAUUGGGCCAUUCCAGGGACAGAGGGGGGACUCAGAAUGCUGGAAUCUUUCUGCAAUAAGAGGUUGAAAUAUUUUAAUGCUGAUAGAAACAACCCAAACAAGGCAGCACUGAGUAAUCUGUCCCCAUGGAUACAUUUUGGCCAGAUUUCUGUCCAGCGAUGUAUUUUGACAGUGAAGGAAUAUCGCAGUAAAUACAAGGAGAGUGUGGACGGCUACAUUGAGGAGGCUGUUAUUCGUAGAGAACUGGCUGACAAUUUCUGUUUUUACAACAAAAAUUAUGACAAGAUUGAAGGUGCUUACGACUGGGCAAAGAAAAGUCUAGAGCUGCACAAGGGAGAUAAGCGUGAAUAUUUGUACAGUCGAGAGAAGCUGGAGGCGGGCAAAACUCACGAUGAUCUCUGGAACGCUGCUCAGAUCCAGAUGGUUAGAGAAGGCAAAAUGCAUGGCUUCCUGAGAAUGUACUGGGCCAAAAAAAUCUUGGAGUGGACUGAGAGUCCUGAACAGGCAUUGGUUGAAGCAAUUUACUUGAAUGACAAGUACGAGUUAGAUGGGAGAGACCCGAAUGGUUAUGUGGGUUGUAUGUGGUCUAUUUGUGGCAUCCACGACCAGGGCUGGGCAGAGAGACCUGUCUUUGGAAAAAUCAGAUACAUGAACUACAAUGGCUGUAAGAGGAAAUUUGACGUCCCUGAAUUUGUCCGUCAAUACAAGGCAAAGAAAGCUUGAGAAUGGAUGAAUCGUGCACAA